CCAGCCAGCGCGCUGCCCUGUCCCCUCGAUCUCCGCACCCCCUUCCCGCCAAAACCAAACAACCCUAAACCCCCAUGCCCCCCGCCGCCGCCGGCCAUGCGCCGCCUCCUCCCUCUCCGCCGCUGCCGCCUCGCCGCCCCCGCCCGUAGCUCUUCCGACCAGUCCGCGAUGUCGCCCGCCCUACGCCCGGUUCCCUCCUCCCCCUCCCCCUCCCCGUCCCCGCCCCUCCGUUUCCCCGGCGCCGCGGGGUCCCUGCGGUUCGGGCGGCGGCUGUUCUCGUCCGCGACGGCAGCCGGCGGAAGGGAGGCGGGGUUUCCGGCGAGGGAAAGCGCGGAGCUGCUCGGGAUCCCCGGGGUCGGGCCGCGGAACCUAAGGAAGCUCGUCGACGGCGGGUUCAGGGAUCUCGCGCGGCUCAAGCAGCUGUACACGGAUAAGCCUGUGGGUGGGUCUACUGAGAAGAUGGUUCAGUUUUUGCAAAGUUCUGUUGGAAUCAUUCAUAAGAGCCAUGCAGAGAGCAUAACAUCCUUUGUGAAAGACAAUGUUGUUCGGGAACUGAAAGAGGAGAGUGAGGUGCCUGUCAUGCAACCGACCAAGGACAGGAGAAUAACCUUUUGUGUUGAGGGAAACAUCAGUGUGGGGAAGUCUACCUUCUUACAGAAGAUUGCUAAUGAGACAGUAGAGCUCCGUGAUCUUGUGGAGAUUGUACCUGAGCCAGUCUCGAAAUGGCAGGAUGUUGGUCCUGACCAUUUCAAUAUUUUGGGUGCCUUUUAUGCUGAACCGCAGAGGUAUGCCUACACAUUCCAAAACUAUGUGUUUGUAACAAGGCUCAUGCAAGAAAAGGAGUCCUGUGGAGGAAUAAAGCCGCUCAGAUUGGUAGAACGGAGCAUCUUCAGUGAUCGAAUGGUGUUUGUUCGCGCUGUUCAUGAAGCUAACUGGCUGAAUGGGAUGGAGCUUAGCAUUUAUGACUCUUGGUUUGACCCUGUGCUGUCAUCUCUCCCUGGCCUUAUCCCUGAUGGAUUUAUCUAUCUUAGAGCUACCCCUGAUACUUGUCACAAGCGAAUGAUGCUUCGAAGUAGAUCUGAAGAAGGAAGUGUCACACUGCAGUACCUGCAAGAUUUGCAUGAGAAACAUGAAUGCUGGUUACUGCCUUCUCAACAUGGGGAUCACAGACUAUUGUCAGCAAGCCAAUUGCCGUAUAGCAUGGACCACUCCUUGCACCCUGAUAUUAAAGACAGGGUGUUUUAUCUAGAAGGGAGUCAUGUGCACUCUAGUAUCCAGAAAGUUCCUGCUCUUGUACUGGACUGUGAACCAAAUAUUGAUUUUAGCCGGGAUGUCGAAGCUAAAAGAAAGUAUGCAUUGCAAGUUGCUAAAUUUUUUGAAUAUGUGAAGAAACUGAAGGAAGCUUCACCAGCCCAAAACGUUGAUGCAAAAGCCAAGAAUCCACAAAUCUUGCUUCCUCACAGUGGGUGUCCCAUUGUUACUAAGCAGAGAACAGUAGCUGAUGCUGCAUUCCACCAGUGAUUCCUGGGACAACGACGGCCUGUGCAGUGCAUGAGUGUUGAGCGUGUCUGCUAUGUACCCUGCAGAACGAAAGCAAAGUUAGUUCAAUGGAGACCUCUUGCUCUUUUUCCAGUGGAGGAAGGGUCUGGUUAAUGGUUUUUGCUAUCGACAAAUAUAGAGAACUGAUUGGUAGCCCUGCUGAGGUCAAUUGCUGGAUGGAGAUCAAGGGUCGCUAUGCUAAUGUUGCAUUUGCAAUGGUGCGUGAAGACAGCUGUGUUCUGAGGAGAAGAUGGGGUAAUGCCCACCUAAUUUAGCAUCUGGGAACAGUGUGAUUGCAGCAAACCACAGCAAUUGGUUCCUGAAUCACCAGACACUCUUGGUGUCCGGGUAACGAACCGAAACAGAUACCUCUCAGCUGAUAGCAUGACCCAGAGUAGGAAUAUUGUGACUUGGUCAGCUUGGAAAGGAGAAGCAGCUGAGUGUUCGGAUAACAAACUGAAACAGAUACUUCACAAUUGCUAGCAUGACCCAGAAUAGGAAUUUUUUGACUUGGUCAGUUGAGCAAUUUGGAAAGGAGUGGUUCUGGGAGCAACAUGCCGGUGGUGGGGUCCGCAUGUCAAUGACACACUCUAGGUGGCAUUUUGUGGUUUUUUCCCCUUCGUAUUUUGAACCAAACAUGUCAAGCAACACCCCCAUCACAGUGAAAUGAGAUGAUGUGGACCUCCAGUGU
This is a messenger RNA of Panicum hallii, 2230 nucleotides long. RefSeq lists its product as uncharacterized. NCBI's taxonomy places the organism in Eukaryota, Viridiplantae, Streptophyta, Magnoliopsida, Poales, Poaceae. Bases 97 to 1521 code for a protein of 474 amino acids. Gene Ontology annotation, cellular component: cytoplasm. Gene Ontology annotation, molecular function: deoxynucleoside kinase activity. The record is from RefSeq and is a predicted model, not a curated record. The transcript has 6 exons.